AGAAGAUACACAGAAGGUGAAUAAAGUAAAACAGGUUUAGGGAAAUAGUACAUUGCAUAGUUUACAUUGGAGUCCGAUCAUCUGCUAAAUGCGUAAGGCAACGAACUUUGUUGUUUUACAGGAUAUCCGAAAUGAGAGACAACGAGACAAAACAAUGAUGAUAUAUUUUGUAAAUUGUUCUUCACAGAAGAGCGUUUUCUUUACACUUUCAGUCAGAUAGCUGAAUGUCACUGUCUUUAUCGCACUUGAAUCUAGAAGACAAGUUCAAGUCAAGAAAGAAUUCCUAACCGAGUUCUUCCUGUUUGUGUGCGUUAUCUUUUCGAUAUUUUUUCUAGUCAGCCUGAAAACGUUUCAAUAUGGAUAAUUACACGAGAGUGAGGAAAAUCGGUGAGGGUGCUUUUGGAAAAGCAUUGUUAGUGAAAGCAAAAGCAACUGGAGGACAAUUUGUUAUCAAAGAAAUCAAUAUUGGAAAGAUGAGCCAGAAAGAAAGAGUAGAGUCGCGGAAAGAGGUUGCAGUACUGGCUCAGCUGAAGCAUCCAAACAUUGUGGCCUACAGGGAGUCUUUUGAGGAGACGGGCUGCUUGUUUAUCGUGAUGGACUUCUGUGCAGGAGGAGACCUUUAUGGACGGAUCAAUAAUCAGAGAGGACUGUUAUUUUCAGAAGACCAGGUAAUGAACUGGUUUGUGCAAACAUGCCUGGCUAUCAAACACAUCCAUGACAGGAAGAUCCUGCACAGAGACAUCAAGUCACAGAACAUAUUUCUGACAAGUGAUGGAAGGAUACAAAUUGGAGACUUUGGAAUUGCUAAAGUCUUGAACAGUACUGUAGAACUGGCUCGGACUUGUAUAGGUACACCAUACUACCUGUCUCCAGAGAUAGUUGAGAACAAGCCCUACAACAACAAGAGUGAUAUCUGGUCUUUAGGCUGUGUUCUCUAUGAACUGACUACACUGAAACACGCAUUCGAAGCUGGCAAUAUGAAAAACCUAGUACUGAAGAUCAUCAGAGGUUCGUACCCUCCGAUUCCACCCAAGUACAGCUAUGAACUGAGAGGCCUGAUUGCCCAGCUGUUCAAGAGAGCUCCAAGAGACCGUCCAUCAAUAAACUCCAUUCUCAAGAAGAAUUUCAUCAUAACAAGAGUUAGAAAUUUGUUAACAGAAGAGAAAAUGGCAGAGGAGUUCAGCCACACCCUUUUACACGGACAGAAAAUAGCUCGUGCCUUACCCCCACCACCGAGGCCUGCUUCAGCUGGACCUAAAAGGGCUGCUCCAUCACCUAGACCUGGCUCUGCAGCAGGGCGGUACAACCCAGCUGCUGUGUAUGGAGUUCCUCUAGCACGGAAGUCCAAGGAAGUCCGACCUGACCUGAAGAAGAAGAAUGCCAGUGGAGGAAAGAUCAUCCCAGGACAGCAGGACUGGGAGAAGAGGAGACAGGACUUGCUUCAGAAGGAGAAUAAGAGACGAGAAGACAUGAAGAAAAGGGAGCAGGAGAUGUAUGCCAGACAACACAAGGACCUUGUAGAGAGACAGAAGAUGGCUCGUAUGAACAAGGCACGAGAGGAGGGAUGGAAGGGCCUCAUUGACUCAGCAGGGUCUGAGGACAACAAUCCCCCACAAGCUGCUCCUAAACCUGCUCCCAGACCUCUGCCAAGGCCUGCUGUGAUUCGCCCUGACGACAACAAGGUUCCCCUGAAGGAUCGAGGCAACUACGACCAGUACAAUGCCUACCUCAACAGGAUCCAGGAUGACAGAAAUGCCCGAGUCCAUGACGCCCCACCUGUUCCAGCACCGAGACAGAAUCCAGAGAACUACAUGGCUGCACCAAGACCUGGUCAGCAGUAUGGUCAGAACAAGGCCGAUCGAGACUACAUCAACAGGGCGUUACAGCGAGGCCCCAAUGUCGUCAACAAUCACGUAAAACAGGCAGAGGAAAACAGACGAGCUGCAGCACAGGCCUCUGAGAGAGCAAGACUUGCUGAGGAGUUUGUUAACAGGAAGAGAGAAGCAGCUUUAAACAAACGGAGGGGACAUGCACAGUUGUAUGGGUACACACCUCCUGCUACACCUAUCUCCCGACCUGGCUCUGCAAAGGGAGCCAGGCCAGCUGGAGGGGCAGCCAAUGCCAGGAACAGGGAAGAACAGGAGUACCUGGAGAAGCUGAGACAGAUCCGGGAACAGAACAUGAGGGAACGGCGAAAGUUACAAGGAAAAGAAGAAAGGCCACCAAGUGGUCAAAGUGAACAGGAGGCCAGAAAAAAGAAGAUGGAGGCUUUAAGGAAGCAGGCUGACGAGUGGAGCCAGAAGAAGAAGGAAGAGUUGGACAAGGAGAAGCAGCAGAUCAUGAAGAGAAUGAAGGAGAGAGAGGAUUAUAUGAAACAAAGAGAAGAGCAGAGAGCUAGAGAAAACAGACCAUUCACACCCAAAGUGAACUUGAAGCCUGUGGCAGCAGUUCCAAUCACGGGGGCUCUACAUGCAAUAGGGGCGGUCGAAGAGAAGGAGUCCCCAGAAAGACCUAAGAGCGCUAAGCAGCAGAAAAAGGAUGAAAUACUGAAGCGAUUAAAUGAUAAGGGUCAAGGUCGGAGUCAGUGGGAAAACCCUUCUACCCCCUGACCUUGCAAUACAGGAAGAGGAUGAUGGGUCAGAAAGUGCAAGGUCGAAAUGGGGUGAAGCUGAGAAAGGUCAACUGGCCAAUCUACCCCUCGAAC
This is a messenger RNA of Haliotis rubra (blacklip abalone), 2704 nucleotides long. RefSeq names its product serine/threonine-protein kinase Nek1-like. Gene Ontology annotation, molecular function: protein kinase activity; ATP binding. Lineage: Eukaryota; Metazoa; Mollusca; Gastropoda; Lepetellida; Haliotidae. Gene Ontology annotation, biological process: protein phosphorylation. Bases 357 to 2609 code for a protein of 750 amino acids. The transcript has 31 exons. The record is from RefSeq and is a predicted model, not a curated record.